GCAGUUUUGAGCCGCUCCUGCGCCGGGACAGCUGACUCAAUGAGAAAGACAUGCUCGCAUUCGUUUUGGUGUCUGGGUCGCUCUGGAUUAUAUUAGAGCUGAGUUCCACCCUGAUGGAGAAGAUGCAGGCCCAGGAGAUGAUGAGCGGCCUGAGGAUACCGGAGAUGGACGAGCUCGGACAGUUUUUCCGCUCCCUGCCAACCUCCACGCUGGUAGGCAUCGGCGCACUGACCGCCGUGCUGGCGUACUGGCUGGCCACCAGACCCCGCUCCAUCAAACCACCCUGUAGCCUGCUCCACCAGUCUGAAGAGGUGCCGCAUGAAGAUGGAGGUCGAAGGUCCAUGAUGGGCGACAGUUCCAAACUGCUGAGUCAUUACCAUGACGAUGCCAAGACCAUGUACGAGGUCUUCCAGAGAGGCCUCCACAUAUCUGGUGAUGGACCUUGCUUAGGCUCGCGACUCCCUGACCAGCCUUACAAAUGGAUAUCCUACAAAGAGGUGACGUCCCGAGCUGAGUACCUGGGUUCAGGCCUGCUGCACCAGGGCUGUCAGCCCAGCCCCAACCAGUUCAUAGGAGUGUUCGCCCAGAACAGACCAGAGUGGAUCAUCUCAGAGCUAGCUUGCUACACCUACUCCAUGGUUGUGGUUCCCCUUUAUGACACACUGGGCCCUGACGCCAUACGGUUCAUCAUCAACACUGCUGAAAUCUCCACAGUCAUCUGUGACAAAAUAGAGAAAGCUCAGGUGCUUCUGGGCAACGUGGAGCGGAAAGAGACUCCGGACCUGCGGAGAAUCAUCCUAAUGGAUGCCUUUGACUCUGACCUAGUGGACAAGGGCAAGGGAUGCGGCGUCCAUGUGCAGGCCUUGCAGGAGGUCGAGGCUCUGGGCAGAGAGAACUACAGAAAACCUUUACCCCCUGCACCUGAGGACCUGUCCAUUGUAUGUUUCACCAGUGGAACCACAGGAAACCCAAAGGGAGUCAUGCUCACCCAUGGGAACGUUGUGGCAGAUUUCUCCGGCUUCCUUAAAGUCACAGAUAAAGUAAUUUUCCCCAACCAAGAUGACUGCCUCAUCUCCUUCCUGCCACUGGCUCACAUGUUUGAGAGACUCAUUGAGUCUGUGGUGUACUGUCAUGGGGGACGGAUUGGGUUUUAUCAAGGAGACAUCCGUCUCCUCUCAGAUGACAUGAAGGCCCUGCGGCCGACCAUUUUCCCUGUGGUGCCUCGACUGCUCAACCGCAUGUAUGACAAGAUUUUCAGCCAAGCUAACACCCCAUUGAAGCGUUGGCUGCUUAACUUUGCUGCCAAGAGAAAAAGUGCUGAGGUUAGCAGUGGGGUCAUUCGCAGUGACAGCAUCUGGGACAAAAUCUUCUUCAGUAAGAUUCAGGCCAGCCUUGGAGGAAGACUGAGGAUGAUUAUAACAGGAGCGGCUCCUACCUCGCCCAAUGUCUUGGGAUUCCUCCGAGCAGCUCUUGGAUGCCAGGUUUACGAGGCGUACGGCCAGACAGAGUGCACAGCUGGCUGCACCUUCACCACACCUGGAGACUGGACCCCAGAACACGUUGGGGCCCCGCUGCCGUGUAACCUCAUCAAACUGGUGGAUGUUCCUGAGAAGAACUACUUUGCCUCGAAGGGGGAGGGAGAGGUUUGUGUGAAGGGACCAAAUGUGUUCAAGGGCUACCUAAAAGACCCGGAGAGGACUGCUGAGACACUGGACACUGAUGGCUGGCUCCACACUGGAGACAUUGGCAAAUGGUUAUCUAAUGGCACUUUGAAGAUCAUUGACAGGAAGAAGCACAUCUUCAAGCUGGCGCAGGGCGAGUACAUCUCCCCUGAGAAGAUCGAGAACAUCUACAUUAGGAGUGAACCUGUGGCACAGCUCUAUGUUCAUGGAGACAGCCUGCAGUCCUGUUUGGUGGGAAUUGUGGUUCCUGACCCAGAAGUGAUGCCUGAAUGGGCCAAGAAGAAAGGCAUAAUAGGCACCUAUAAAGACCUCUGUAAAAACACAGUUCUGAAGAAGGCAAUCCUUGAAGAUUUGGUGCGUCUGGGCAAAGCCAGUUGUCUCCACUCUUUUGAGCAGGUAAAGAACAUUUACAUCCACAAUGAGAUGUUCUCCAUUGAAAAUGGCCUCCUGACUCCAACAUUAAAGGCCAAGAGAUCGGAGCUGAAGGAGUUCUUCAAGGAUAAGAUCGCACAGCUUUACAACAGCAUCUCUAUGUGAAGGCCAGCAGACCUCAUUUCCCUUCAAGCAUCUUAACACUAAGAUCUAUGACCACUGACAUGUGUCGGGACAAAAAUGUUACACCUUAGUCUUAACAUGCUUUGGGAAAACAAGCCAAACCUGGCCCUGCUUUCUGCUAUCCACUCAAACAAACCAUCAAAUGCUCUGUCCCCAGCAGCAAAAACUCAUCAGCACUUUUUACGUUGAGCAGUCCAUUUCUAACUGUCACUCAGCCUCUCCUCUUUCCACCAUCACUCCAAACCUCCCAACCAAACACGAGUUAAAACCACAGUUGUACGACAGCAAGUGUGAUGAUGUCUUUGUCUAUAGUGUAGCUCAAGGAGAUUUCUAGAUGUGUGAUAAUGCUGACACCUUGUGGGGCAGUAAUGGACUUCAUCCCCAGCGGACAACAGUAGAUUUUAAUUUGAUUGAACAAGCUGCAGACAGCAGUGCCAUUAAGGGAUUAAACUAAAAACCAGACAUUGUGCAAAUAGACCAAAACCGCGUCUCUCUGUUUACGGUCAAAAUUAAGAUAAGGUCAGAAGAGUAGCAGCUCCUGCCUUUCAAAUCAUUGCAUACUGUUCUAUGUAGAGCAUCUUGAUGUUAGCACCACUUCCAAUUUACCGUUCAUGUAUUCUCUCAUUCAUUCAUUCAUUUAUUCAUUAAUUCAUUCAUUUUUCUACAUGGCUGCGAUCAUCAGUUUAGCAUGCAUGCUCCUUGUUUAUAUGAAGGACUGGCGCACUGUAACAAUCAUCAAGGUUCACACUCUCAGCAUUAUCACAACUUUCUUUUCAUCCACUUUUGCACAAAGAGUAUGUCAGGAAAAAAAAGAAAUAAUGCAAAACCAGGGCUCAGGGCAAUGCAUGCAGUUUGCCCUGCAAUGCUGGGACCGUUAGCAUUUGACUUGAAAAAGAUUUCUUUGUGGCCAUUAAUAGCAGGUUGUAUGCAGCUGCCCACAGCCACUGCUGCUAGUGCAAGGCUUUGUAAUGUAGGCAAAGCUGAUGAAUUCCACUCACUGAAGGAAAAUAGAACAACCAUUGACUUUUAAACAAAAGAAAUGUUUUUGGGUUUUUUUGGAGGGUUUACAUAUAGAAGUAAUGUAUAGGCUUUCUAAGUUGAUUACCGUCCCAAAGCAUAAACAAUGUGGAUGUACAUAAAUGAGGACAGCUAGAUGUAAGCAUAUUUAUUGAAUCAAUGGUUUGAAUGGAUUUUUUCUCUCUUUUUGCGUGUAGUGAGAUGAAUUGUACUUAUUUAUUUAUCUAUUCUGCUGUAAAAUGGAAUCAGCACCAUAUCCUUGUAAUGACUGAGUGCAGCAAUAAAGACAAGGGAGGGCAAGGAA
This is a messenger RNA of Scomber scombrus (Atlantic mackerel), 3558 nucleotides long. RefSeq names its product acyl-CoA synthetase long chain family member 6 (gene acsl6). Gene Ontology annotation, biological process: long-chain fatty acid metabolic process; long-chain fatty-acyl-CoA biosynthetic process; very long-chain fatty acid metabolic process. NCBI's taxonomy places the organism in Eukaryota, Metazoa, Chordata, Actinopteri, Scombriformes, Scombridae. The record is from RefSeq and is a predicted model, not a curated record. Gene Ontology annotation, cellular component: membrane; endoplasmic reticulum. Gene Ontology annotation, molecular function: arachidonate-CoA ligase activity. Bases 51 to 2219 code for a protein of 722 amino acids. The transcript has 21 exons.